AUGGAAGGGCCCGCCAUCGACCUCUCCGACGACGAACAAGCCGAAGCCCUGGGCGCCCGCGUCGCGGUAUUCGCCGAGUAUUUGGUCGACAACUUCUUCCUACCGCUGCGGGCGUCAACCGCGCGUACACCCCAGCCGACGCCCCAUUAUCGGUCCGCGACCCUGAGGUCCAGUAGCCGCGACUUUGUCGGGACGCCCGAGCGGCUGUCCACCCUCCGUGGCGACUGCCUAACGCGCGACAGGCAUCGGUGCGUUAUAUCACGCGCAUUCGAUAUGAUCAAGGCGCGCGAGCGUGAAACUCCAGAGGGUUUGAUUGUUGACGAUGCGGGCGAGCCGAUCGAGGAUAACAACAUACAUUAUUUGGAGGUUACGCACAUUUUACCGCACUCCUUGGUCCACGUCGCAGCUGACGAAGAGCUGAGCGAAACCAGAAAGACGGCUCUCGAGAUCCUCAACAUGCUUGACAAUGAUGUCGCCCAGCUUAUAAACGGUGUAGACAUUGACCGACCACACAAUUCUUUGACGCUUACCCUGAACAUGCAUCGGGGCCUUGGAGCCUUUGAUAUUUACUUUACGCAAAUUCCCGACCGCCCACAUACAUAUCGGAUUGAAACGUUUCGAAGAAUCGGAUUCAUGGUCAUGUUUCCGGUGACGAGGGCGCUGUACCUCUCGGUAGACCAGAGUAUUGAGCCACCAGCACCACGCCUGCUUGCCUUACACCGCGCCAUCGGACAUAUCUUGCAUCUUUCAGGGGCGGGGGCGUACAUCGACAAUAUCCUGCGCAAAUUUGAGGAGGAGCAACCGGUGCAAUGUAAUGGGUCGACGCCGCUGGGAGAAUUUGUGCAGCUGAGAAUGAAUCGGUGGGAUGCCACUGCCAUCAACUUUUAG
Cordyceps fumosorosea ARSEF 2679 is the source of this 888-nucleotide messenger RNA. RefSeq lists its product as hypothetical. The record is from RefSeq and is a predicted model, not a curated record. Bases 1 to 888 code for a protein of 295 amino acids. NCBI's taxonomy places the organism in Eukaryota, Fungi, Ascomycota, Sordariomycetes, Hypocreales, Cordycipitaceae. The transcript has 2 exons.